Molecule: messenger RNA, 1848 nt
Organism: Sordaria macrospora k-hell
Lineage: Eukaryota; Fungi; Ascomycota; Sordariomycetes; Sordariales; Sordariaceae
Biological process (GO): transmembrane transport
Cellular component (GO): membrane
Molecular function (GO): transmembrane transporter activity
Source: RefSeq, a predicted model, not a curated record
AUGGCUACACACAAUGGGUUUCCGGAUUCGGGAGCCGUAUCGACUCUGGGCACCAUGGCGGACUCCCAGGGCACGAGCUUGGCCACAGAGCGCCUUCGCGAUACCCUCAGGACGAAUGGAGCCACGGACAAUGUCACCGAAGCGACGGGCCUCCUGGAUUCCGAUGAUGGCCACGAUGCUCCUCGCAAGGACAGCUGGGCUGUCAUGAAGGAUUUUGAAGGGCUUCCAUGGUGGAGGAAACCAGCUGUCUGGUGGCUGGUGGCACCUUACGCCAUGUUCACGUUGGCUUUUGGGGGCUCCUUGGUCCCCAAGAUCAAUCUAAUCAUCACUCUCAUCUGUGACCGGUACUUUGCCGAUAGAUCAGCAGCAGAUCCCAGCUUCGUCUUCACGCCUGUUAUCCACGGCGGCAACAACCCUCAAUGCAACAUCCCCGACGUACAGCGCUUAGUCGCAAGCUUCACCUUGUGCAUGAGCGUCUUGGUGGGCAUCAUCAGUGCUUUCAGCGCACCCAAGCUCGGAGCCCUCUCGGAUCGAUAUGGUCGCACGCGCAUGGUGGCCAUCUGUUCCAUCGGCGGUGUCAUUUCCGAGAUCACGGUCAUCCUGGCCGGAAAGUACCCCGAUACUAUCCACUACAGCUGGAUUUUGCUCGGCACCUUCUUCGAUGGCCUGGCCGGUUCCUUUACUGCCGGCAGUGUCCUCAUCCAUUCGUACGCCAGCGACUGUACGCCCCCAUCCAAGCGAGGCGUUGCCAUCGGUUACCUCCACGCAUGCCUGUUCACCGGUCUGGCCUUUGGGCCUCUCCUUGCCGGCUACUUCGUCAAGUGGACGGGAUCCUUACUGUCCAUCUUUUACGUCACUCUCGGUUGCCACAUCGUCUUCAUCCUGUUCAUCUACUUCGUCACGCCCGAGUCACUUUCCCGGAGGCGCCAGCUACUAGCGCGCGAGAAGUACGCCAGGGAGCAAGAGGAGGCCGGGGAAAUUCCCCGUUGGGCAGCUGUGGUGUCCAAGUUCGUCCCGUUCGGCAAGCACUUCGUAUCCGUCCGCAGGGCGAAUCCUUUUGCUCCUCUGAAGAUUCUGUUUCCAUCUGGUUCUCAACACAAACGGCUGCGUCGCAACCUUCUCACGCUGGCACUCAUCGACAUGUCCAUUAUGGGAGCUGCCAUGAGCUCCGGUACGAUCCUGAUCUUGUACACCGAGUUUGUGUUCGGCUGGGGCAACCUCGAGGCCUCGCGGUUCAUGUCCCUGGUCUCGAUGGUCCGUAUCUGCGUUCUCGUUGGUAUUUUCCCCGUCAUCAACUACGUUUUCCGCACUCGCCCUGCAGCUCGGCGAAGCAGGGAAUCUGGUAACCUGCCGGUUGACGAGAAGAACGUCGGCGCCGACGAACUAGACGUCUGGGUCUUGCGGAGUGCCCUCAUUUCCGAUGUUAUUGGCAUUGGUGGGUACAUCUUUGCUCGUACCCAGGAGUUGUUCAUCCUGUCGGCCGUCGUUGCGGCCUUUGGCGGUCUCGGAUCGGCGUCCAUUCAAGCUUCUAUGAGCAAGCAUGUUCCUACUGAGCGGGUGGGACAGUUGCUGGGAGCUGUUGGGCUGCUUCAUGCUCUGGCUCGUGUCUUCUUUCCUAUCAUCUUCAAUGGGCUGUAUGCGGCUACAGUGUCGACAUUUCCGCAGGCCUUCUUUGUGUUGUUGUGUUCUAUCUUUGCGGCUGCGCUGGUGGCGUCUUUUACUGUUAGACCUCAUGUAUUUAUGGCUGAGGAUGAUGAGCCGAGACCUUCGUCAUCUGGCUCGGGUUCGACACGAAAUAGGGAGAGACAGGAUUUGUUGGAGGAUGAGGAGAUUAUACCCGGUCAGUAA